This is a messenger RNA of Conger conger (European conger), 961 nucleotides long. RefSeq names its product myogenic factor 6-like. The record is from RefSeq and is a predicted model, not a curated record. Gene Ontology annotation, biological process: muscle organ development; positive regulation of myoblast differentiation; regulation of transcription by RNA polymerase II. The coding region runs from base 1 to 720 and encodes 239 amino acids. The transcript is spliced from 3 exons. Lineage: Eukaryota; Metazoa; Chordata; Actinopteri; Anguilliformes; Congridae. Gene Ontology annotation, molecular function: RNA polymerase II cis-regulatory region sequence-specific DNA binding; DNA-binding transcription factor activity, RNA polymerase II-specific; protein dimerization activity.
AUGAUGGACCUCUUCGAGACCAGUGCGUACUUCUUCAAUGACCUGCGUUACCUGGAGGGCGAGGGCGGGCCACUGCAGUACCUGGGACCGGCCGGGGUGUCGCCCCUGUACGGGGGGAGGGACAGCCCGGCCUCCCCGGGCCGGGACGGGGGCGGGGAGACGGGGUUCGAGACGGGCUGCGAGGAGGACAGCAGCGGAGAGGAGCACGUUCCCGCUCCUCCGGGUCUCCGCCCGCACUACCCGGGGCAGUGUCUGGUGUGGGCCUGUAAGACCUGCAAGAGGAAGUCCGCCCCCACGGACCGGCGCAAGGCCGCCACCCUGCGGGAGAGACGCAGGCUCCGCAAGAUCAACGAGGCCUUCGAGGCGCUGAAGAAGAAGACCGUGGCCAACCCCAACCAGAGGCUGCCCAAGGUGGAGAUCCUACGCAGUGCCAUCAGCUACAUCGAGAAGCUGCAGGACCUGCUGCACACGCUGGACGAGGAGGAGAGGGCCCUGGACACGGACAGGGGGAACUGCAGCGUUAAGAAACGACACAUCCUCAGUGCUGAUCACUGCAGAGGGGACAGUUCUCAUAGCUGGCAGAACAUGAUCAAUGAAAGAGAAGGUCAGGCCGUCGAGUCCACCGGCUGUAGCAGCCUACUCCAUCUCUCCUCUAUCGUGGCCAGUAUUUCAACAGAAGUGCCAAAGGAAGACCUGAACAGGGACACCUUGAACACAUGAAAUUCCACCAUUUUAUAAACAACUGACCAGAACUACUCACAUUUCCAUCAUGCCAUUUCAAAUUAAUAAAUGUUCAAAUUAUUUAUUCUAUGACGUUUUUUCUAUGACGGUAUUUACAUGAGCUGUAGACUAAUAUUUAGCACUGACAUUUCUCAUCUCUAUUUUUUAUCUCAAGUGAAUACAAUUGAGCAAAUGUCAGUUUACUUUUGUAUCUUUUGGAAAUAUGUUAUAAUGCUUUAAU